GUGCAAGUUUAAUAAUCCAAAUUGUUAGCAUUUUAUACCUUUUGAACAUCUUUGUGCUCCAGCCAACAGUACCAGAAACCAAAACUGAAAUGGGUAGAUUUAUUAAGAGUCUCUUGCUGUGAGGGUAGCAAAAAGAAGAAAAAUGAAGGUGAAGAGUUGAUGGUAGCUGAAAACGUGAUGAUUUUUUAGCUGUGGAGAAGCGAAAUUUUCUCUACUAAAGUUGAUUAUAUUACACAACUGGAUGCAUUUUCCGUCAGUACCAAUUAAGGACUUUGCAAAAGCAUGUGACAAAGGGAUUUUGUGAGGCUGGAAACAUGCUUUCAGGUCCAGGGAAUUGCAAUGAUGUGCUGAUCAGGUUUACCUUAUGAGGUCCCAGUUCACCAGGAAAAGGUUCCCUUUUUCAAUCUUCUGAAGAGUAUUAUAUUACAAGGAAAAAGAGCUAGCUCACGCCCUUGCACACCUUAAUCAUUUUCCAUUUGUAAAAAGCACAAAAAAAUAAAGGAAAUGCAAACAAGGCACGACUGCUUAAUAGAUAAAUAGUGUAAGAAAAACAUGAACAACUUAACCGCACCUUUCUAGUGUAUAUAUAUCUUGACUAGUUUCCUUAUAAUUUUUGUGCAUCUUCAAAUGAACCGGUUAGCCAAUGCUUUCAUUGCUUUGCUUUUGCCAUUGUUUCUGUUAUUGCCAAUUGAGAUAGUAGAAGCUCAAGUAAAAACCAAAUGGGUGCAUUGGAAUGCAACUGCUGGCUCAUCACCAUGGCUAGGGCAAGUAGCAAACGCGAGGCCAAGACCAGGUGUGUGCAUGUUCACGCCAUGGACAUGUGAACGAGGAGAACAUCUACCAACAGCUCGGAUGCUGUGUUGUGGGAACCAAUGUGUUGAUGUUUCCUCUGAUGAUACGCACUGUGGUUUAUGUGGGAUUAGAUGUCCGUUUAAUUGGCAAUGCUGCAGGGGAAUCUGUAUCAAUACGAAUAUUAGCCCUUUUCAUUGUGGUAGAUGUGGACAUAGAUGUCCUUGGGGGGUUCCAUGCUUGUAUGGGAUGUGUGGAUAUGCACAGCCUUCACCACCACGGCCAUUUCCGUGGCCACCACACCCUCCUCAUCCACCAGAACCAUUCCCCCCUCACCCUCCUCACCCAAGGCGACCACCAAUCCCUCACCCUCCUUGUUCUAGGCCACCACCCUUGCCUCAUCCUCCCCAUCCUCACCCAAGGCCACCACCAUUACCUCAUCCUCCUUGCUCUAGGCCACCACCCUUGCCUCAUCCUAUUAGACGGCCUGGGAUUUGCCCUCCAGGUUUGCCGCAGCCCCCAGAAGGUGAUCAGCCGCUUCAGCCCCCAUAGGGUGAUCGGCCAGAAACAUAGGGUUGAACUUAUUGAAUUUCCACCUGAAUAUUCUAGUUGUGUUCCCUAUUCUAUUGGAUUUUAUUAUCUGCUCACUUUCUCAACAAAGGGAAAGCUAAGAUAAAAGUCUUGUAUAUGUUACAGUAGGAUUCCCUGGUGUUUUUCUAGGAGUCCUUACAAAGUGGCAUUUGUCUCCCUCAAAAUGAUUAUUCUCUUUACGUUGCUGCUUUGAAUUAUUGUCAACAGUUAUUAAACAAUAUAAGGGAAUGAUUAGAGAAAUUAUCCUUCAAUUAAACAGUCAAAAUGAAGAGCAAGUUAGCAAUUUGCAGGAAGCAGUUACAUUUCUUUUUGACUGGUCCUCCUUCAGUUAUUUCCUCUUUCAGUGCAUUAUAUUCAUCAAAGAUAAUUCUUCAUCAACCCUUCUCCUUAUUUUAAACCGACUUUAUUCUACUGAAAAACAGGCUCAGCCUUCACAUCAAAUCCAUUCAUGAAAUGGGUUGA
Molecule: messenger RNA, 1842 nt
Organism: Durio zibethinus
Lineage: Eukaryota; Viridiplantae; Streptophyta; Magnoliopsida; Malvales; Malvaceae
Source: RefSeq, a predicted model, not a curated record